This is a messenger RNA of Zea mays, 2943 nucleotides long. RefSeq names its product receptor-like protein 4. The transcript has 10 exons. Gene Ontology annotation, molecular function: protein binding. NCBI's taxonomy places the organism in Eukaryota, Viridiplantae, Streptophyta, Magnoliopsida, Poales, Poaceae. The coding region runs from base 748 to 2664 and encodes 638 amino acids. The record is from RefSeq and is a predicted model, not a curated record.
GGGGGUGCGUUGAUGGCGCGGCCGCACAGCCCCACGACUGCGAGCCCAUCAUCUCAGCUCCGCCUGCAGCUUCCGUUUCCUCUCGAUCUCAACUAUUACUACUGAGCUGACAACCUCAUUGUUUUUGUCUAUAUAGAUUUUAGCUGCGGCUUUUUAAUCUAGCCCUGAGCCCGUCAUCGCACUCGCACAGUCGCACGUGACCUGAGCCGGGCUGCGCCCGCGCUGCUGAUCCGUCAGCUCCUUGCCCGCGUGUCCGCCUGCCCCCCUCUCCCUCCGGUUCGCACGUGACCCACCAAAAGUAGCUUUGGCAGUUUCGGCGUCCGGCUAGAUUUCAUACGAGAGAAUAAGAAAUACGGUCGAGAUGCUCUAAUAAUCCCGUCAAAUACCCUAAACUUGUCCUGAGUUCAGCUUAAAUCCUGAGCCACAUCCUGGCACUCACGUUAUUAUUUUUGUUUUAAAAUCAGGGUAGGAGUGGGACAUUCAUUCUCACAGCCGUGCAGUCCUUUCUUUUUCAAAUCUUCAGGGGUGGCUCGUCAGUCGUCAUCACUCAUCAAGAUCCAAGAACAACGAAGGAGCGAGCAAGACGCCGUUGAGAAAACACGGGGUGGUAUUCUGCAGUAAAAAAAAAAAAAAACACUCGAGGCGAAAGUGUCCAAAGCCAGAGGAGAGAAAGAGAAGACUUGUACUUGGAGGGCAGCUGGGCAGGUGAAAGGAAGAGGAAAGAGGGCGAGUGCGACGGGAGGCGCAAUGCGGUGGAGAUCUCCCGCCGUGCUGCGGCUGCAGCUGUGGCUGCUCGCCGUCUCCGCGUCGUUGGCUGCCCUCGGUGUUCUCGCGGCUGAUCUUAGCAAAGAACCAUUUACUAUCCGUAUAAGCUGUGGAAGCUUUGACGAUGUCCGGACGGAGCCUACGAACACAUUGUGGUACAGAGACUUUGGUUAUACUGGAGGCAGGUUCGCUAAUGCCACCCGGCCAAGCUUUAUCGUUCCUCCUCUUAAAACGCUUCGAUAUUUCCCGCUAUCUGAUGGCCCUGAAAAUUGCUACAACAUCAACAAUGUUCCCAAUGGCCACUAUCAAGUUAGACUUUUCUUUGCGUUACUGGACAACCCUAAUCUUGACAGUGAGCCGAUUUUCGAUGUUUCUGUUGAGGGUACUCUGUUCAGCUCUUUGCUUCUGGGCUGGAGCAGCGACGAUGAGAAGACAUUUGCAGAAGCUUUGGUUUUUGUCCAGGACUCAAGCUUAUCAGUUUGCUUCCAUAGUACAGGGCAUGGUGAUCCAUCGAUUCUUUCUAUUGAAGUUCUACAAAUAGAUGACGAUGCCUAUAACUUUGGUCCACCACGGGAAAAGGGGACAGUGCUUAGAGCAGUCAAAAGGCUGAAAUGUGGCUCAGGAAAGCCUGCUUUUGAUGAAGAUCUAAAUGGGAUUCACUGGGGUGGGGACAGAUUCUGGUUAGGAUUGCAAACUUUAUCAUCCAGUUCUGAUGAUCAAUCAAUAUCAUCCGAGAAUGUUAUAGCAGAGACAUUGCUUGCACCAAAUUUUUACCCUCAAGGCAUAUACCAAUCAGCUAUCGUGGGCACUGAUAGGCAACCGAGUUUGUCUUUCGAAAUGGAUGUUACCCCAAACAAGAACUAUUCAGUAUGGCUUCACUUUGCAGAGAUUGAUAAUGGGGUAACUGCAGAAGAACAAAGAGUAUUUGAUGUACUCAUCAAUGGAGACACUGCUUUUAAAGAUAUUGAUAUAAUUCGCAUGACAGGAGAGCGUUUUACUGCACUUGUCCUGAAUAAAACUGUUGCUGUCAGUGGAAUAACACUAAAAAUCAUCUUGCAACCUGUGAAAGGAACCCGUGCCAUUAUUAAUGCCAUUGAGGUGUUUGAGAUAAUCCCAGCUGAAAAGAAGACUUUGCCUCAGGAAGUGAGUGCAUUGCGAACGUUGAAGGGUUCACUUGGUCUUCCUCUUCGAUUUGGCUGGAAUGGUGACCCCUGUGUUCCUCAGCAGCAUCCAUGGAGUGGAGUUGAUUGCCAGUUUGACAGCACCAAAGGGAACUGGAUCAUUGAUGGAUUAGGUCUUGACAACCAAGGUUUAAAAGGGGUCAUACCUAGUGACAUAUCUAAGUUGCAACAUCUACAAAACAUAAACUUGAGUGGCAAUAGCAUAAAGGGGAACAUUCCAAUCUCCCUGGGUACCAUCUCUGUGGUGCAAGUACUGGAUCUGUCAUACAAUGAGCUUAAUGGAUCUAUUCCAGAGAGCCUCGGCGAGCUGACAUCAUUACAGAUACUGAACCUGAAUGGCAAUCGUCUUUCUGGUCGUGUUCCAGCCAGUUUGGGAGGAAGGCCUCUGCACAGAGCUAGAUUUAACUUCACGGACAAUGCCGGACUAUGUGGAAUACCUGGGUUACGUGAGUGUGGCCCUCAUCUAUCCGUGGCUGCAAAGAUCGGCAUGGCUUUCGGCGUGCUUUUAGCUAUUCUAUUCCUAGUUGUAUUCGCUGCGUGCUGGUGGAAGAGACGCCAGAACAUUCUCCGUGCUAAAAGAUUAGCUGCAGCAAGGGAAGCUCCUUAUGCAAAAUCAAGGACCCAGUUCACCCGCGAUGUGCAAAUGGCCAAGCAUCAACGGACACAUGAAAAUGCUCGGAGCAGCAACAGUGAAGGCUCGCCACAUUUGCUUUCCUAGCUCGGUGAGAAUACUGCGACAGUGACUUGGCUUCCAUCUAUUCUUCAGUUCCUCCUUUGUAUGCUCCUCUGCAGUCUUGAAAGACGAAGCUGCUGUACAUACUAGCUAGGUCACGAAUGGUGUAUAUACUUGUAUUUUUUUUGGUGAUCUAGAACUCAGUCCAGGAGAGGGAUCAGUCUAUCAGAUGAGAGAAAUUACCCAUUUCAUCCUACUUACUGUUCUGAUUACUGCUGUUGAUUUCCCCUUCACUGUUCAAGUAUGCUUAUUGUCAGUUUUGUA